This is a messenger RNA of Dovyalis caffra, 396 nucleotides long. NCBI's taxonomy places the organism in Eukaryota, Viridiplantae, Streptophyta, Magnoliopsida, Malpighiales, Salicaceae. The record is from the annotation of a GenBank genome assembly.
AUGAACAAUUCUAAGGUGAGAAAAGAGAUAAUGGAUAGCAAAGAGAGAAUUCAAACGAUUGUCGAUUCCGGACAAGAAAGAUUUACUAAAUGGGAGAUACCGAACAUCCAAGGGUUUGAACCAAAGGAUUUCAUUGAAUUUUCAGAUUCAAUUGAUUAUAGACUGUACAAUUUACCAGCACCUUCAAUAAAUCUUGUUGAAAAUUGGGAAGGCGCUUCUUGGGACACGGCUAAAACAAUCAACAUCAGAAACCAUGUCAAGCAGCACAAAAUUGACGAAAGGACGCAGGAACCCACAGCUCAUCAAUCGCCGAAAAUAUUCUGGAAGCACCAACCAAAUGUUAAGAGAGGACAUUUCCUGGAAACCUUUUUCAUUCCCCCAACCCCCUAUAUGUGA